AUGGUGAUCCAAUUCAUUGCAUUCACAGGCCAUUCUAUCCAACCGCCUCUUCCUAGUCAGAAUAUGUUCGAGUAUCUUGGACUUCCGGUAUCGUUUGAAAUAGAGGAUUCUACGCUGAAGAAAAGUUGUAGGUUUCGAGAACUGCAGGCUACCGUUCAUCCUGACAAAUUCACUCAGGCCUCUAAGCACGAAAGGGAGAUCUCAGAUGAGCAUUCAAGAAGGUUGAACGAGUCGUAUAAGACAUUGUCGGAACCGUUUCUUCGUGCAAAAUACUUGCUAAAGAUUUUGGGUGAAAAGGAAACAAAAGGCAAAGACUUGGAUCCCGCUUCGUUAAUGGAAAUGAUGGAAUGGAAUGAAAAAGUUUCUGAGAUGACGAGCGAGGGCGAGCUUUCCGCUGAAAAGGAAAUCGUUCAAAAAGAGAUUGACGGGAUAAUGAAGGAGCUGGGAAAACAAUUUGCGGAUAAGAGUUUAGAUGGAGUGCGCACAAAUAUCACUCGCCUAAGCUAUUUGUAUUCUUUGAGAACUGCUAUUAAUAAAAAGCUAGAGGAUUUGAUGGGUAUGUAAAU
Cylicostephanus goldi is the source of this 566-nucleotide messenger RNA. NCBI's taxonomy places the organism in Eukaryota, Metazoa, Nematoda, Chromadorea, Rhabditida, Strongylidae. The record is from the annotation of a GenBank genome assembly.